GCCGGGAGGAGCGAAGCGCCGCGCCAUAACCAGACCUUAACAUAGGACAGUCAGUUCCCCAACCAUUCCCCGUACAAAUUCCAAACAUCACCAAGUGCCCUUUAUAUAUUUUGACGCAUCAAAGCUCAUGUGUCCUCAUAUGAACGUGUCUUAUCCGUUCUGUAAAGACGUGUCAUUUCAGUCAUCCAAGAAGAGGGUCUGGCGCAGCUCCCGCUGCAGGUGCACUGGUGCAGGCCGGGUUGUUUGGGGUGAGCUUCAAAGGGCUCCAUUAGCCUACCGGUUCAGAAAUACCCUUACGCAAGCCCACCCUCCCCGUCCCACUCAAACACACGUGUAGAAUUUCGCUGGAACAAUGAGAGGAAUGUUGAGGUUUUUAAAAGAAUUUGACCGUGUGCCUCUCUUGUCUCUAUCCGCCUAUCACACUAGAAUGGCGUAGCGCCUCAGCCAAUGUGAACGCUAUGUGGACCACCCCGGCCCCUGAAUCUGAAUGCAUCCACUACGGCCCAUUAUAAAUAGGCUAAAUGUUUUCCUGCAACCCUUGGUCAUGCAGAAACGCUCAGGGUUGCAGCAGAAACACUCCCCGUCUUUUUUCUUUCCAUAUUUAUAAACGCAUCAUAUCCCAUUUAUAUUAUUUCUGAGGUUACAGUUCUUUGAGGCCAGUUGCAUGCAUUGUUCGUCUCCAAAAAUGGUUUGCGAGACUAAAAUAGUUGCGGAUGAACACGAUGCCAUACAAGGGACCAAAAAAGAUUCUAUUAUCGUUUCCUCCUCGCAAAUGUGGACUUCUUCCACACCGGCACCGAAUCCGAUCGAGGAAAAUGAUGUGAGGAAAGAUACGGUUUUUAUCCGUGAGUUUGAGCGCACGGACCAUGUGGAAGUGCGCCGCAUCUUUUACGAGGGGAUCAUGGAGAGAAUCCCCAACACCGCAUUCAGAGGCAUAUUACAGCAAAGUCAAACCCAAUUCUUAUAUGUUCUUCUGACACUAAUGUGCUUUGUUGUGAGCAAAUCCCUCACGCUGACCAGCUGUGCGCCGUUCGUUCUCAUGGCCGCGCGCUACUUCUACAGCAGCAAAGUUAUCCACAACUAUCUGGCCUGCGCGCUCCGAACUGACAUGGCGGACAUCGAGGAGUAUUACAUGAAACCCACAGGCUCGUGUUUCUGGGUGGCAGUGCUGGAGGGUCAGGUGGUCGGCAUCGUGGCGGCGCAGGGCCGGGAGGACGAUAACACGGUGGAGCUGCGCCGCAUGUCGGUGGACUCGCGCUUCCGCGGCAAGGGCAUCGCCAAGGUGCUUGGGCGCCGCGUGCUGGAGUUCGCCGUGCACAACAACUACGCCGCCGUUGUCCUAGGAACCACCGCCGUCAAAAUGGCCGCCCACAAGCUGUACGAGUCACUGGGCUUCCGGCGGACGGGCGGGAGCGAGGACUACAUGCUGCCUGGCAUGAGCGGCUCGCCGCUAGAGAGGCUCUUCUUUCAGAUCCGUUACCAGCGUUACCGCCUGCAGCUCCGCGAGGAGUGAGAGGUGAGAGAGAGAGGGAGAGAGGGAUGGAAAGAGAGAGCAACGACACCUCCUCCUCGAAGCAGAGCCCCUCGCCCGACGAGCCUCGACCAAUUCCCCGAUCAAUCUUAUACUCCUCUGACAACUUUAUUUUGUAUCAGUUACUUCUUCUUACUACUUACCACUACUAUGUCUAUUCAUUAUUUCUAAGUCAUUAACUUAUGGGUUUUUGUUUUAUAUUUUAUAUUUAGUGUUUUACUCCCCCCCCCCGCCUUUGAGUAAAUUAUUUUGUUUUGCCUAUUUUCCCGUCCUUUCCUGUUCUAAGAAAAAAUAAUCCCUAACAUAUAUCACCGUCCCAUGCCUAUUCAAAUGACAUCAUCAAUUGAGUGUUCCCGUUGCUUUUGAUAGAAAUUUGAUUGCAAUCAGUUUUUCGAUCACCAUAACAAAAUCCCCCCCCCUUCCUCCCUUCCACCCUUCCUAUACUAAAAUCCCCUCCCACCCCCUUCAGAACACCAAUCAGAGGCUUAAUCAGGAGGGUGGCGUGUUCCGUAACAUUCAGAUAGAAAUAUAUCACGUAGAACAGACAUUGUCCUUUGCCAUGGAAAACAGGCAUUCGUGUCCGCCCUAUACAUGGCAUUUCUAUCUGAAUAGUUUCUAUCUCAAACGCAUCCUGUCUCUCGUUAUCCCGCCUAAGCCCUCUCCAUUGUCACAACAACGUUUGUGCCCAAAAAGACCUGGACAAAAAGACAAAGUAGGUUGGCAUUUCUCCAGCUCAACCCAUAUUGAAGCACAGCAAGGGUCAUCAAGUGUACUGUACCAGCCCUGUGGAGAGACAGGAGGAACAGGCAGGACGUGUACUGUGGACACACGCUGUGGAUCCUGCAUAGGCAGGAAAACAAACACAAACAGGCUUGCGUCCCAAAUGGCACCCUAUUCCCUAUAUAUUGCACUACUUUUAACAAAGGCCCAUAGGGCUCUAGUCAAAAGUAGUACACAGUGUAAGAAAAAGGGUGUAAUUUUAGAUGCAGACACAGUGCAUUUUCUGUUUCCUAAACCCUCCUGCUUUCUGCUUUCACUAUUUCCUCCAUCUUUGGUCACGUUCUCUUCCCCUCAUUCAACACAGUGUCAGAAUCUAAUUCUAUGAUUCCAUUCCACCUGCAUGGGAACUAUGAAGAGGGUCUCUCUGAUUGGUUGGGAAGACGAGAGGGUAGUUCAGGCCAGGGGCACGUACCCAUGCAGGGUGAAUACUGUGCCAAUGUUAAUCAUAUUACUAAUUUAAUCAUGGGGGUUUUCUAAUGAGUAAAUGAUCUAAUCUAAUGAAACAUUGAGUGUUACUGAGUUUUAUGUGUAAUUAUCAAUGGUUUACUAAUUGAAUCAAGAUAAAUUUGAACAUUUUGAAUAUGUUUGGUAUUUGAUUGAGAAAUUAGAGAUGUUAUUAUUAUUCACAACAUUUGAGGGAAGCAUUGCUACUUUGUAGUAUGCACAUUUUAUGGAUACUCCUACAUGUACAUAGUAACCGCAAUCUAGUUUAUAUUUAAACCAGGUAACUGGGGGAAACUACUUGGGUAGACCUAAUACAUUAUUCAAAAUAUUUGCGGACUUACAGUACAUAGCUGGCUUAACAAAAUGUAUCUAAGCACAAAUGUUUCAGUUUGAAUUUAGACACAAUACUAUAUCCAAUUUACAGGUAUAUUUAUAUCCUUCUGUGUAUGUAUUAAUGUGUAUACAGUUGGAAUACUCUGUACAGUAUGUAGCUGACAAACCCAAAAGACGUCCCUCUCCCUCCCCUUCAUAAAGAUAACCACUCUCUCCAUUUCCAUCCUCCUAUCAGAGACAGAACCAGCAGAGGGAGAGAUACAACUUCUAUGAGCCCAAGAGUUUGUCAUACUUGUACAAAAAUCAAGAAAUUAAAUGUAAAAAAAAAAUAUCAUAAAAAAACACAGAUUUAAAAAAAAAAAGUUGACAAAAAGAUGUCAUGAAUUGUGCUGAUCCUCCUUGCCUUGACUUCUACUCCCCCUUCUGACCCCCCAUUCAUAAAUCUGACUGCAACCCUGGGCUAGACCCCCCCACCCCUCCCCUCUCUUCUCCCCACCCCAUCUCUGCAUGCGCCACAGUCUUGCUGCGCUGCUUUUAUUCCAUUUGAGCUUGUAACACAUCCCCCCCCCCAAAAAAAUGCCCCUAUUGUGAUGUCAUCAAAGCAGUCUGGCCCCUCCCUGCAACGAUGGUGGAGGAUGCAUAGGUGUGUGUGUUAAGUUUGUGUGUGUUGAGUGUCUGGUUGAGUGUUUGUGUGUUGAGCGUGUAUGUGUGUGUUGAGUGAGUAUCUGUGUGUGUGGUUGUGUGUGGAGGUAGGGUAGAUGAAGAGGUGCAUUAAACCCACUCACCGCAGCGCAGCACUGCCUUGAUGACAUCAAGCCUGCCAAUUGUAAAAUGCAAAAGCAAUGCAAGUGUGGCAUGCCUCUGUUCCUGGUGUGUGCGUAUAUACGUACGGUGCCUGCCCUGGAAAAAUAAUCGGAAAACGACAUUAAAAAAAAGAAGAUAUUUUUUAGCUGAACAUAUAAACAAAAAUGUGUGUUUCUUUGUCAGAGAAAAAAAACAUUUUUUUUUUGCAUGAGAUGUCUUUGAAUUAAAAUGUCUUAGAGGAUACAUUGUACCACAUGGCAAGCAGUGGAGAUAAAACGUUUAGUUUUUGCAUUAAGGUGAUAUUAUCAAUGGACUCUUUUUAUCAAGGGAGGGGUGAUAUCAUGCACAGUGAGAAGAAUCCUAUGGAGAUGUCAAAUAAAGCAGUGAGAUCAUGUUGAUGUAUCAGAUGUUGGGUCAUUCGACUAAAUGUCUGCUGUAUUAUCAGAGGACUUCUCACUGUUCUGACACACCCCUCUUCCUCAUUCAACCAUGUGAAUUGAGAUGUGGAGGGCACAAAAAAUGAACCAGUUAGCCCAGAUUUUUUCUCCUUCUCCAAUUUGACCUGGUCAAAAGUAGUGCACUAUAUAGGGAAUAGGGUGCCAUUCGGAAUAGUGUCAAAUUUGGGACGUACUAAAUGAUAUAAAUUAUGAUCAAUCCCCCCAUCUGAAAAAUUCAGAACAGACAUGGGUAUAGUAUUUUGGCGUGGAUCCACCAGAAUGUAGGAGGCAGAGGUUAAAUGGUGAGGCUAUAAGAGUGUACUUACUAAGAAGGUAUGCCAGAGGAGGCUGGUGGGAGGAGCUGUAGGAGGACAGGCUCAAUUGUAAUGGCUGGAAUGGAAUAGAUGAAACGGAGUCAAAUGUGUGGUUCCCAUAUGUUUGAUACCGUUCCAAUAAUUCCAUUCCAGACAUUACAAUGAGCCCUUCCUCCUUAGCUCCUCCUCUGGUGUUCACUACAAGUGUACACUACAUAGUAAUGUAGUAAGUGGACUCAUGUCUGCUAAAAGAUGAAUGUGAAUUCUUAUCAAACUGAGCCAUGAAUGCUGCUGUCGCCAUUUCAAUAAUAAUAUACCCUCUCGUUAAGCAUUGUGGGUAAUCUCAGCCUAGGCUACUAUUUGUGUUCUUGAUAAAGGACGUAAUAUUAUACCAAGACUCCGCAAAAGCCUUAUGUACUGUAAUAAUUACAUGCUGACAUUCAAAUAUCCCACCAGCAAUCUAUAUGGCUUAAGGUAGCGAAUGAUUCAUUUCCUGUUUUAAGUUGUUAGAGAGGAACAGACAAACUACACUGAUAUGUCACUAGCCUACAAUGCAUUUUACUGUAUUCUGUUUCGUAAAAGGGUCAAGCCUGUGUUUAUAUGGGGAAUGCUAUGCUAUGCCCUGUUCGGUCUGGUCUUAGUACUUCUUGAUUCUGGUAAAGCAUACGCAGUAUUAGAAAGUAGAAGAAAUACUGUAUGCAACCACCACCACUAGUGUGAUUAUGUAACUUAAUAAUACUAUUCCAUACCAUUCCACUGAACCUCUGAUGAUGUACAAUCCAAGAGAUUUUUUUGUUUUUGUUUUACUUCUUUUCUUUUGGUUGAGAAAAUAGGGAAAUAUUGUUAGUGUUGACUUGGGAACAUAGGAGAAUGUUCAUGUAUUGUUAUCUGCAAAGGGUUUCAGACAUGUGUGCUGCAUCAGAACUAAACGCCUCUCUCAUUGGAGCGCUCCUUUAUCGAGUGCUUUCCAAUCCAAAAACUAUCAUCCGAUCACCUAUAUUGGCGGUGAAGAAACCAUGCAGGCUCACAAAAUACUCAAUUUAUACUUUAUCGUAGUCCCUCCCACCUGGAAAUACAAGUAUGAGACAAAAAUCCCUCAACGUCUGUCAUCCAGAUGUCAAGUUGAACACACACACACUAUUGUAGAAGUAUCGAUAUCAAAACCGCACAAAUAGUAUUCCUGUGAGUAUAGGUGUUUUGUCCUGGGCGAGUGCAGAUUUCAAAGGCCGUGGAGUUAGUUAAUAGCAGACAUGAAUGUAUAUGGGUGCCGUUACUAAGGGUCUUUGUUGCGAGAAAUUGUUAAAACAUUUUUUUUCUUUUAAGAGAGAAAGGAUUAAGACAAAAAUGACAAAAAGCAGCUAAUGGUUCUUCUAUUGCUGAGAAAACCACAACAUAUGAUGUUUAAGAGUGACUGUGUACAUAGCUAUAUCUAUUACUGUUGCUUUGAUUUACAGUUUAUAUAUAUAUAUAUAUAUAUAUAUAUAUAUAUAUAUAUAUAUAU
This is a messenger RNA of Oncorhynchus gorbuscha (pink salmon), 6144 nucleotides long. RefSeq names its product N-acetylaspartate synthetase-like. Gene Ontology annotation, cellular component: mitochondrial membrane. The coding region runs from base 665 to 1513 and encodes 282 amino acids. The record is from RefSeq and is a predicted model, not a curated record. Lineage: Eukaryota; Metazoa; Chordata; Actinopteri; Salmoniformes; Salmonidae. The transcript has 3 exons. Gene Ontology annotation, molecular function: L-aspartate N-acetyltransferase activity.